Messenger RNA from Musa acuminata AAA Group (dessert banana), 2384 nucleotides. RefSeq lists its product as uncharacterized. Bases 576 to 1469 code for a protein of 297 amino acids. Lineage: Eukaryota; Viridiplantae; Streptophyta; Magnoliopsida; Zingiberales; Musaceae. The record is from RefSeq and is a predicted model, not a curated record. The transcript has 2 exons.
GGACUAUGAGGCCGAAAGGUAGAGACAGAUCGUGAGGAAGAAGAUGGUUUUGAAACAGUGAAGAAUUCUCCCAUGACCAAGACAAGCAUCGUACCAUUUCCACUGUAGUAGCCAAGCCACCACCGCCACCACCUGACCACGAUUCAAUCUUUUCUACUGCGACUCUCUCUUGCCAUGUACACAUGGUUGCUCCUACUACCCAACAACCAAGUGGGGACAAGUAGAUACUUGCCAAAACUCUCUUUUGGCCAGAUUUCGAGCAUAUCUGGUCAAUUCUGUGUUUCAUCACAUCAGUACCUUUCCAAUCACUGCCUGUAAGCUGGAUUUCGAUAUAGGGAAUGAUGUUUUUGUUCCAGAGCUCAUUGCAGAAUGUUGGGAGUUCAUCGCUCAUUAUCCGAUGAUUAGUCCCAGGUUCUGCAAGGCUUGUGAGUCCCUCCAGGUUUUUUCGGACUCCAGGGUCACAUACGUAACUGCAAGCUGGUAUCUGUUCCUCCUCUCUGUCUAUCUCUCUCUCCAUCUAUCGCACUUUUGAUAUCUAGGCCAUUCCUCCCUAUCUUAUCCUAGUCUGGAGCAGAAUGGCUUCCAUUCCUAAGCCAAUGCAUCAUGGCCGGAGGCUAUUUGAGCUGCUGGAAGAGCAGCAAGAGCCUUUUCUUCUGGAUGUCUAUCUUUUGGAGCAUGGGUACUCGGAUAGAGCGACCAGAGCCAAUGAUGCUGCUGCAUUCAUGUGCUGGCCAGGGAGUGCCUGCAGAAGGCUAAGGAGGUUUGGCACCUAUGGCUUCAAGAGGAAGAGAGGUGGGAUUCUUAGGCUCCUGCUGGAUAAGGUUGUCUACAACAAGGUCGUCAGGAAGGCUUGGAGAUGGGAAGGUGCAGUCGUUGGCAGUGGAAGAUGGAGCAUCUUUGGAACGCUCUUCGAGUUGAAAGGCAAAUCCAACGUUGUGGAGUUCCACAGGCUAUCAUGUUCUGGUGGCACUGAAGUGGACAGGGAGGAUCAGUGCAGGGCUCCGAGCUCCUCCACCCAGCUGAGCCCUGUGUCGGUGCUCGAACUGCACUCUGAUGAAGUCGAGGAAGAGGUAUCAUCGAUCUCAGCUCAUAAUUGGGCUGCCGUGGAGGAGCUCCUCUACGGCAGGUGCCAUGAUCCUAAGAGAGCCAACACAAAGAAGCACUUUGUGUUAGACUGCCUGAGGGAGGUGGAAGGAAGGCUUUCGACUCCUCAUGAAUGCUCAGGUCCGGAGAAGAGAGGAAAGAACAGAGACGAGGAGGUGCUAUCGUACGACAACCACGGAGCUGCUUUGGCUAACCUAUCCCGAUUGAUCGACUCUGAUUUCUCCAAGACGGGGAGAGAGUGGAAUCAUCAUCAGCAUGAGAUGACAGAGGUUGGGACACAGAUUGAGCACCUCAUCUUCGAAGAGAUCAGGGAAGAAACACUUGUUGGCAUUCUAGAUUGUCACUGUACAUUGCAGAGAUGUUGAUUCUAAUGAUUAUUACACUGUCAACUUUACUUCCCCACAUCAUUAUUCUAAUCACUACUAUCUUUUUCUGGCAAACAGCUCGAGAAACCUCCAAAUAAUGCCACAGGAAAAGACAAAGUCUUAAUCCAGCUGGUUGUCCUCUCUGUAUUAAUGAUUCCUAAUGUUCAAUGCCACCGCAAUGAUCUGUACUAGUCCAGCGCAACGAAUUAAGGUUGUUUUAUCUGAUCCAUAGCAUUAGGGAAUGAUUUGAUGUAACCUCCAUCGACAUAAAGGAGUGAGCAAAGUCAUCAGCUCAAGAUUAAGCUGCUGGUUGAUGGAAGAGGCAUGAGAUCUUCCGGUUGAACUCGCUGGUCCUGCCAUGGCCAGUAGGUGGAACAGAGUUAUUUGGACGAGUCAUGGUCCACCGUUCCAUCAAACCAUGUGCGUAUUGAUUGCAGGGGUGCACGACGACCUCAGCCAAGACGAGAAUGCACUCACACAAACGGGAUGGCCGUGUCGCCUCCGUUGAGCCACGGGGAGCUCAACAGGUCCAUCGUCUUCACUCGACUUACCCCCCCCACCCUCGUUUGAUAAGGUUGAUCGAGCUCGCCACCUCACAACUUUUCGGCUGGCUUUUAGUCUCAUCACGGGUGUUUAACCUGGAAGAACCUCCAAGGAUUCAGAAACGGUCACCAUUAAGCCUUUGCUAGUGCCAACGGGAAGAUUGCUUCCGGGGAUUGCCUUACAAUGAUAGCAUCAGGACACUUAAUUUUCGCGUCUCCUUGUGGAUGGCUGUGCUCUAAAUAAAUAAGGAGCAUCAACAUCGAAUGACAGAGAGUAGUUUGCUCAUUUCAUAGUUUGGACCACCGGGAAUCCAAGAAAUUGGAUCAUCCCCAGCUCAACAAAUGUGAGGCGAGGAAGAAACAAAGAAAGGAG